Harmonia axyridis is the source of this 1377-nucleotide messenger RNA. RefSeq names its product ADP-ribose glycohydrolase ARH3-like. The coding region runs from base 160 to 1251 and encodes 363 amino acids. The transcript has 5 exons. Lineage: Eukaryota; Metazoa; Arthropoda; Insecta; Coleoptera; Coccinellidae. Gene Ontology annotation, cellular component: mitochondrion; nucleus. The record is from RefSeq and is a predicted model, not a curated record.
UAGAGUUAUGCUCACUGCUGUCUCAUUUAAGUAGAGGGUGUGAACGUACCUUCAGAAAUUCAGAGUUUAUUUUUCUAUGACCUAACCUCAAAUUCUAAAUAUAUAUUGUUUGUUUAUUAUGAAUAUGAAGUCUUUGAUUCAUCAUUUUCUCAGUUAUUAAUGAUCAGAAACAUGAUACCCAAGAAUUAUGAGAUAUUACGAAAAAAAUUUCGUGGUUGUCUUUUGGGUUCGUUACUUGGAGAUUGCUUAGGAGCCCCAUUCGAAGGUGACUUCAUCACAUCAGGAGACAAAAUCGUCAUCAAAAAUUAUUUAGAUAAAUUGGAAGCUCCGGAUUUCAAAGGUCCUGUCAAACAAUACACCGACGACACAGCUAUGACACGAUGUAUUGCAAAGGCGCUGAUUGAUAAGCCAGAGCCGGAUUAUGUAUUGAUGGCUAAAUUAUUUGUAAAAGAAUAUUUCCUUGAACCAAAACGAGGAUAUGGUCAAAAUGUCAUUACAGUUUUCAAAAAACUAAAACAAAGUAGAUUUCAAGACGUUUUCAAGCCUGCGAGUGAACAGUUUGAUGGUUCUGGUUCCCUCGGAAAUGGAGGAGCUAUGAGAAUAGCUCCAUUAGCAUUAUAUUUUUUCAACAAUUAUGAUUUGAUGAUAGAUGCUGCUACAAAGGCUACAAAAUUGACUCAUACUAAUCCUCUGGGUAUAAAUGGGGCCCUUCUGCAAUGUAUGGCAAUACAACAAUGUUUUAUGGUGAAACAUGGUGAGAAGAUUGAUGUCCAUAGAUUUGUAGAUGAGCUCUUGCACAAAAUGAAACCAUUUGAAUAUGAAGAGGAUGAAGACUUGGAAGAGAUUCUUGAAAAACCAUAUAGAGAGAAGCUCUUGACAAUACAGAACCUACUUCAGAGAACAUAUGAUGAGGAUGAUGUACUCUAUGAUGAAAUUCUUGAAACGUUGGGAAAUUCAAUAUCAGCCCUAGAAUCUGUUCCUACAGCAAUUUACUGUUUUUUGAAAGCAUGUUCAGAAACCCCUGAAUUGAAGGAUAUAUUCAGAAAUGCAGUAGAAUAUGCCAUAUCUCUGGGAGGCGACACUGAUACUAUAGCUAGUAUGACAGGAGCUAUAGCUGGUGCAUAUGUUGGUGAAGAACAUUUAAACAAACACUUGAUAAAACACUGUGAGAAACAUGAAGAGACUAUUGAAAUGGCAGAUAAUCUAUUGGCUGCAAGACAUGAACAAACUUCAGAAAUGAAAAACUCAUAAAUAUGAAAUGAUUGAAAAUUUCAGCUGAUUAUAAUUUUAUGUAUUUUAUCAUACUUUUGUUUUAAAAUAUACUGUUAUUGUUGGAACUUUUCAUUUCAAAUAUAAAUAAAGUUAUAUCAAAAUUUC